Messenger RNA from Pseudophryne corroboree (corroboree frog), 4239 nucleotides. It is a transcript of the gene CLSTN3, whose product is annotated as calsyntenin 3. The transcript has 19 exons. Bases 667 to 3456 code for a protein of 929 amino acids. Gene Ontology annotation, molecular function: X11-like protein binding; calcium ion binding; kinesin binding. The record is from RefSeq and is a predicted model, not a curated record. Gene Ontology annotation, biological process: positive regulation of synapse assembly; homophilic cell-cell adhesion; positive regulation of synaptic transmission. NCBI's taxonomy places the organism in Eukaryota, Metazoa, Chordata, Amphibia, Anura, Myobatrachidae. Gene Ontology annotation, cellular component: cell surface; postsynaptic membrane.
CAGAGAGGACAUGAAGCACAAGGUAGUGGAGAGGGGGGGAUAAAGACCACCACCCCCCUCCGCCACCUGCAGCAGCUCGCUCAUUGGCCAUGUGGAGCUGCCAGUCUUCAGCUGAUGUCAUCCUGCAGUGCUGCUUCCAGACUCAGCUCCAUCCUAAGGACAUAGCACAGACCCUCCCCUGGAGCAGAACGUCUCCCCUCAGAGCAGAUUGCAGAGCAUCUCCCCUGGAGCAGAGCAUUUUUCUCACCUCCCCCCCUGGAGUACACUCCGGAGCAGAGCAUCCCCCCCCCCCCCCCUCCAGCAGGACACUCCUAAACCACCGACUAUUUAUUUUUUACUGUGCAAUCAAAUAAUCUUCUUAAACCCCCUCCCCAAGAGCAGAGCAUUAGAGGUCAGCAACCUACCACCAGCAGCAGCACUAAUCUGGGUGCAGCACACAGUCUAUCAGCAGAGCAUCCUCCCUGUGCAGAGCAUCACCUAUUACACAGCAUUCCUGGAGCAGAGGAGGCUCACAGCACAGCAUCUCCUGUUACAGCAUCAUCAGGGAGCAGAGCAUCGGUGCAGAGCAGCGCACUCAGUAACACUGCAUGCUGUCACAAAGCAAGACUAUUCAUAAUAUAGCGAGAGACCUCGUGGGUAGAGCGGGAGUGCUUGUGACAGCUAAGAAUGAUCCAGAGAGACAUCUGUCUGCUGGUGCUCCUUGUGACUGCUUUCCUGCACUCAGCUGUCUGCAAUAAAGGUAACAAACACAAGCCAUGGAUGGAAGCACAGUACCAAGGGAUUAUCAUGGAGAACGAUAACACUGUCUUACUCAACCCACCACUCUUUGCUCUGGACAAAGAUGCUCCGCUGAGAUACGCAGGGGAGAUCUGCGGGUUCCGGAUUCAUGGAGCUGGAACCCCCUUUGAAGCCGUUGUUCUAGAUCGGACAACAGGGGAAGGUCUUAUCCGUGCUAAGGGUCCCGUGGACUGUGAGGCGCAGAGAGAGCACACCUUCACCAUCCAGGCCCAUGACUGCGGAGAGGGGCCAGAUGGGAGCAACAGCAAAAAAUCCCACAAAGCCACAGUACAUGUCCGGGUAAAUGACGUCAAUGAAUUUGCCCCCGUCUUUGGGGAACGGGUCUUCAGAGCUUCAGUGACUGAGGGUCGUAUGUACGAGCGAGUCCUCCGGGUCCAGGCGUGGGACCAGGAUUGCUCCCCUCAGUACAGCCAGGUCUGCUUCUACCAGAUCCUCACCCCCAACGUGCCCUUCACGAUUGACAAUGAUGGGUACAUAAAGAACACGCAGCCUCUGCAGGCCAGCGGAGACAGGCUGAUCAGAUUCACAGUCACGGCAUAUGACUGCGGGAAGAAACGAGCCGUGGAGGACGCGGAAGUGGAAAUCCAGGUGAAACCCACCUGCAAACCCAGCUGGAAAGGUUGGAACAAACGUAUUGAAUACAUGCCUGGCACAGGGAGCCUGGCCUUAUUCCCCGGGAUCCACCUAGAGACCUGUGAGGAGGGAAUAUGGAGCAUCCAGGCCACCGUAGAGAUCCAGACAAGUCACAUUGCCAAGGGCUGCGACCGUGACAACUAUUCGGAGAAGUCCUUGCGCAAGAUGUGCGGAGCUGCCGUAGGAGAUGUUGACCUGCUGCCUGCACCCAGCCCUAUGUAUAACUGGACCCAUAGCCUCCCGAUACAGGAUACACAAGACAGCAGCCCAGUCUUUUGGUUCAAUGGUUCCCAGUCAGUGGAGGUUCCUCCUGGGCGGUUACCUGCAGGGGGCGGAGCCGCUGAUCACCUGACUCUUUCUUUCUGGCUGAAGCAUGCAGGGGGGAGCGGAGGGAAGGCUGGAAAGGAAGAGGAGGUGCUGCUGUGUAACACAGUACAGAACGAUGGCAGCUUCUCGCACUACACCCUGGCUGUACACGGCUGUCGCAUCUCAUUCCUCUACUGGUCUCUGCUGGACAGCGCUCGUCCCGUCAAAUUCCUGUGGAAGCUGGAACAGGUGUGUGACGUGGAGUGGCACCACUAUGCCCUGAGCCUGGAGUUCCCCACUGUCUCUCUCUACGUGGACGGGGUGACCUACGACCCUGCGCUCAUCCAUGACAAUGGUGCCCUCACACCUCCCAAGCGCCAGGCUAGGCUAAUGAUUGGAGGCUGCUGGACAGAUGAGAAGAUUUCAGUGAAAGUGAAUGACAAUGAGACUUCCAGAACACCAGCCACCACCACCACCACCACCGGCCACUAUCUGCGCGGUUACGUGUCCGGCCUCUACCUGCGUUUGGGCCCAGUGGAUUCUCGGGAGGUGAUUGAGUGCCUGUAUUCCUGUAAGGAGGGGUUGCAGUACACGGACUUUGACAGCCUGGGGAAAGGAAUGAAGGUCCACGUCAACCCUGCUCAGUCACAGCUCACCCUGGAGGGGGACGAUGCGCUCUCCUUUAGUCGUGCUCUGCGGCAUGUGGAAUACCUCAACUCCUUACAGUUCCCCACGCCGGGAGUGCGACCCCUGAAACUCCAGACAACAGUGAGGUGUCUCAGCGAUGAAGGUUGUCUCAUGGUACCAGAUCUAGAUGGCUACCUCGUGGUCCUUCAGCCGGAUGCUCCGCAAGUCCAACUGACAGGCUCACCGCGGUCCGCGCACCCGAUAAACGACUUCCAGGGGCCACAAGGCGUCCCUAUAUUUCCAGACCUGAGGAUCACUUGCACCGUUUCCCAUUCUCUAACAUCCAACAAGCUGGAAAGGGCUCCAAGAGCAGAUGUGCAGUCUCCUGAUGGGAUAGAGUGCUCCUUGGAGAGGUGCGAGAUUGGUGUGGUGGGAGAGGACUUGAACUUGGAGUACGAGAGCCUGGCCCUGGAUGUCUCUUCCGUAUGGCAGCACGGGCUGGAGACUGAGAACAGCUCCCGGAGCCUCCGGAUCACCGGCGUGCAGAAUGUGGCGGUGUAUGAGGACGUCUUGCGUAGUGUCAGCUACCGCGCAGGGGCCAAGGCGUCAUUAUAUGCACGUAAAUUUCACGUGUACUGCAGUGAGAUGAACGGGCGUUAUAUAAGCAACCAGCUUUAUACUGAGGUUGACAUCUUACAUGGAAUUCACGCCGUCUCUCCCAGUCAUCUCCUCUCGGCUCAACAGUUCGUCCACAACGUGCACCAGGCCCCAGCGGAGCUAUCUGGUCACGCGCCAGUCGGCGUCAAUCGCAGCUCAGUGUUUCCCGGAGUCGCUAUGGUGAUCAUUGUCGUGUGUAUCGGCUUCUUGGCGCUGAUUGUUACUCUGGGGCUAUCGAGGAUACACAACGUGCAGAAGCGGGGGGAUUCCGAGGGGGCGGAGCUAGAGGCAGCCAAUCAACGGGAUCCGUUCUGGGAGGAUUCGGCGAUGACCAUAACGGUUAACCCAAUGGAGACCCUGCAGUCUCGCGGUUUGGUCGCGGCACAGAAAGCGGCCGUCUCUGAGCAAGGGGACCCGGAGGAGGAGUCACGUUGAGAGCCGCCUCUUUCAGCUGUGCAUCUGUGUACUUUUCGCUUACGUGUCAUCCCCACCAUAGCCUGGCGUGUACGCCACAUCCUGACACGACUGUGUGGUGUGUGCCACUUAUGAACACACACGCUUGUGCUACUAUCUGACACUCUUAAGCGACGAGUGCAACAAAUAGACACUCAGCCUGGGGCCCGUCCCACCCCGUUCCCCUCUCUUGGGAGGGUGUGUUGCAGCCUGGUUCUCUCUUCGGAGUGUCACCCACGCCGGCACUCUAGCUGGGUUGUGUAUCACACCCGUACUCGCUCUCUCUCUAUCCGGAUGCCUCUCCCCCUUUUCGUCAUCAUUUCUCAGGGGAAAAUUUGCCGCCUUCUCUUCUUCAUGCCGUAUUUGUAACCGUCUCACGUGAUGUUUCUACAUUAGGUCCCCGAGAAGCUAAUAUUCUGUCAGCGUCAUUUCCAGGGGGUCAGCGAGCGUUCCUCUUGUAUAAGGAGAGAGGUCCCAGCAAAGGAAAUUCCCUAUCCAAACAAAGGCUGAUAAUCCACAGACACAAUGGACUAACGCUUAACAAUUCACUGUACACCGAUCUGUCUUCUCCAACCAGUCCGCUCCCCUUCCCCCAUCUCCCUUUAUAAAUGUCCUCCCUUCUCCCCACCACACCCCACCUCGUUUCACGUCUAAGCCCCUGUGUAGGGGUUCUCGGAAAAAAGGGGGUCACGACAAUGAAUGAUAUAAACACUGAUUUCUGGUAUAAAUAUAUAUAAAACUAUAUAUAAAAAAAUAUAUAGAGUA